This is a messenger RNA of Bombina bombina (fire-bellied toad), 1996 nucleotides long. It is a transcript of the gene GLDN, whose product is annotated as gliomedin. Lineage: Eukaryota; Metazoa; Chordata; Amphibia; Anura; Bombinatoridae. Gene Ontology annotation, cellular component: cell surface. The record is from RefSeq and is a predicted model, not a curated record. Bases 101 to 1765 code for a protein of 554 amino acids. The transcript is spliced from 10 exons. Gene Ontology annotation, biological process: signal transduction.
GCUUUGUAUCAAGAAGAAGACACUAAAACCCUUGUAAAGUGUUUGUAACAGGCAGGACUGAGAUUGACAGAUUGUGCCUCCUAUAUGAGCUGUGUAGAGAAUGGGACCACAGAGAGUUGUGAGUUUUGUGGCUUGUCCUGAAAGUGAUAAACGAAAUGUGGCACUCAAAUGUCUACUUGGUGUAUUGGCGUUAGGCACUGUUCUCAAUGCUUGUGGGACAAUAUUCCUGCUGCUGCAGUGGGGUGACAUUACCUCUAGGAUUAAGGAACUGGAAGAACAGAGACCUUUUCAGGAGGAAAUUUUGACUUCUCACCUGACCCAGCUGAUCUCAGAGGUGAAACAACAGGACACAGACGAGCCUGAGGCACAGGUGUCCAGGAAUAAGAGAAGCCAUCGUCACAAGACACCAGAGAACCACAUCAGAGCUGAGAAUGAGGACAUGCUUAUGAUGAUGACAUACUCCAUGGUACCUGUUCGAGUUAUGUUAGAUUUAUGUAACAGCACAAAAGGAAUCUGUUUAACAGGCCCCCCUGGACCACCAGGACCCCCUGGUCUUGAUGGAUUGGAUGGUCUGCCAGGUUACAAUGGUUCUGAUGGAUUCCCAGGUCUUCCAGGGAAAAAAGGUGAACCUGGACAGACAGGUAGAAGAGGAAAGAUAGGUGAACCUGGCAUGAAAGGUGAACCAGGCCUUAAAGGAGAAAAGGGAGACCCAGGUGAAAUUGGCUUGGCUGGCAAAGAUGGCAUGCCUGGAAACACUGGAGAGAAGGGGGACAAAGGUGACGUGUCAAAUGAGGUCAUGGAUGGAAUCAAAGGAGAAAUGGGACCUCCUGGUCCUCCAGGACUUCCUGGUCCACCAGGUCCGGAAGGUCCAUCAGGUAGAAAGAGAGUAAAGGCUCAGAAAACAGUUACAGUUCUCAGCAAUAAAUGUACAGGUGAUUCUUGUGAUGUUCCUAACGAUGACACCAUGGCUGAAAAACUGAAUGAAAAAAGCAAUGGGCAGCAAUCAAAACAAGGAGAUUUCACCAUUAAAGCAAUAGAUAGCCCAACACACAUUGCUAAAUUAAAAGGUACCUUUGGAACUUGGAUGAUGGAGUCUUCUAACACAAGUGAUGACAGAAUUUGGGUUGCAGAACAUUUCUCAGGGCUAGUACUUAAACAGUAUGAAAAUCUAACCGCUCUUCUGAAUGAAUACUACAAGCCUAUUAAACUUCAGUCAUUCUAUUAUGGAUGUGGACACCUAGUGUAUAAUAAGUCGCUGUUCUAUCACAAAGGUGGAUAUAAUAAAAUUAUACGGUAUAAUCUUGAAUCUGCAUCUGUACAAACAUUAACUAUCAACAAUGCAGCCUUCAAUGGUCGGAAUUAUCUCUUCGCAAACUCAAAAACCUACUUUCAAAUAGCUGCUGAUGAGAAAGGUCUGUGGAUAAUCCACUCCUCGGAUAUAGAUAAAAGCAUCAUUGUUGCACACUUGGAUGAAAAAACAUUUUCUGUCAUCCAGCAUAUCAAUACUACAUAUCCAAAAUCUAAAGCCGGCAAUGCUUUCAUAGCAUGUGGAAUCCUUUAUGUCACAGACACCAAGGAUUUCCGGGUGACGUUUGCAUUUGAUCUCUUGAAAGGAAAGUCGGUUGAAGCAAAUUUUGACCUGAGGUCUUCUUCGUCUGUUCUUUCUCUUUCUAUGCUUUCCUAUAACCCUAAAGACCAACAUCUGUAUACAUGGGAAGAUGGCUACUUAUUGCUGUACCCUGUGCACUUUGUUUCUAAAACAUAAAAUUGUGCAUGCUACUAUUUUUCACUAAAAGGUCAAAUUGAAUUGAAUGUACAGUAAGGAUUAUUUAUUAGUAAUGCACACAAUGCUCUUAUUUAUAUGCCUCAAUGAGUGAACUUUAUACAGAUUUAAAAUAAGAUUUUUUUUAUAACCUCUUUGAAACUUGACUAAUGUAUUCAUCUAUAAGUAUUUCAUACCAGAAUUAAAGAAAUAAAAUUAUUCUGGUUUAAAUUA